AUGUACAAUACGGUGUGGAGUAUGGACCGCGAUGACGCAGACUGGAGGGAGGUGAUGAUGCCCUAUUCGACAGAACUGAUAUUUUAUAUUGAAAUGGAUCCUCCAGCUCUUCCACCAAAGCCACCUAAGCCAAUGACUUCAGCAGUUACAAAUGGAAUGAAGGACAGCUGUGUUACUCUUCAGGAUGCAGAAUGGUACUGGGGGGAUAUUUCAAGGGAGGAGGUAAAUGACAAAUUACGGGACAUGCCAGAUGGUACCUUCUUGGUUCGAGAUGCCUCAACAAAAAUGCAGGGAGAUUAUACUUUGACUUUGCGGAAGGGAGGCAAUAAUAAGUUAAUAAAGAUUUAUCAUCGGGAUGGUAAAUAUGGCUUUUCUGAUCCUCUGACAUUUAAUUCUGUGGUGGAGCUCAUUAACCACUAUCAUCAUGAAUCUCUCGCUCAGUACAACCCCAAACUUGAUGUGAAGCUGAUGUACCCAGUGUCCAGAUACCAACAGGAUCAGUUGGUAAAAGAAGAUAACAUUGAUGCAGUAGGUAAAAACUUGCAGGAGUACCACUCUCAGUAUCAGGAAAAGAGUAAAGAGUAUGAUAGGCUAUAUGAAGAAUAUACCAGAACAUCCCAGGAAAUACAGAUGAAGAGAACUGCAAUUGAAGCUUUUAAUGAAACAAUUAAAAUAUUUGAGGAGCAGCGUCACACACAAGAACAACAUAGCAAAGAAUAUAUUGAGCGAUUUCGCAGAGAAGGAAAUGAAAAGGAGAUUGAACGAAUUAUGAUAAAUUAUGAUAAAUUGAAAUCACGUCUGGGUGAGAUUCAUGACAGCAAAAUGCGUCUAGAGCAGGAUUUGAAGAAACAAGCUUUGGACAACCGGGAAAUAGAUAAAAAAAUGAAUAGUAUCAAACCUGACCUGAUUCAGCUGCGCAAGAUCCGAGAUCAGCACCUUGUAUGGCUCAAUCACAAAGGAGUGAGACAGAAACGCCUGAAUGCCUGGCUGGGAAUCAAGAAUGAGGAUGCCGAUGAGACCUAUUUUAUCAAUGAGGAAGAUGAAAACCUGCCCCAUUACGAUGAGAAAACCUGGUUUGUUGAGGAUAUCAAUCGAGUACAAGCAGAGGAUUUGCUUUAUGGGAAACCUGACGGUGCAUUCUUAAUUCGUGAAAGUAGCAAGAAAGGAUGCUAUGCUUGCUCUGUGGUUGCCGAUGGGGAAGUGAAGCACUGUGUGAUCUACAACACUGCUCGGGGCUAUGGUUUUGCAGAGCCCUACAACUUGUACAGCUCACUGAAGGAGCUGGUGCUCCAUUACCAGCAGACAUCCCUGGUUCAGCACAAUGACUCCCUCAACGUCAGGCUUGCCUACCCUGUCCAUGCACAGAUGCCCUCGCUCUGCAGAUAA
Molecule: messenger RNA, 1386 nt
Organism: Cynocephalus volans (Philippine flying lemur)
Lineage: Eukaryota; Metazoa; Chordata; Mammalia; Dermoptera; Cynocephalidae
Gene: PIK3R3
Product: phosphoinositide-3-kinase regulatory subunit 3
Exons: 10
Coding region: 1-1386 (461 amino acids)
Biological process (GO): phosphatidylinositol phosphate biosynthetic process; insulin receptor signaling pathway
Cellular component (GO): phosphatidylinositol 3-kinase complex
Molecular function (GO): 1-phosphatidylinositol-3-kinase regulator activity
Source: RefSeq, a predicted model, not a curated record